AUGAAGUCGGACCAAGCAGAGCAUGAAUAUGCGGCUUGGACUUCUGGCACAUCGCUGCCCUCUGCGUUUCGAAGCAUCGACGGGGUCAAUGUAAGGGAUCGCGACCAGUGUCUUCGGACGCUUUUCCCGGGGUUGAGAUACUCCAAGGGAGCCAUCGAUUACUUUCUGGCCCGGAUCGUCUUUCCACGAGAAAUGAAAGAGUUCCCACACAAGCUGUCAGCUUCGGGCUGGGACAUUGGACGCGCGAAAACGCACCCAACCACAGCAUUUUCGGGGACAAAGGACAGCCAGCCCCUUUUGCCACUGGAAAUGACGCAAUACGAAGUCCCCAGCCUGGUGCAUACAAAUGCCCUCGUUCUGAACAGCCUCCUCUCGGAAGACAAUAAGGUGUUGCUCCUCUCCGAGCUUGGACACACCGGAGUCUGUACCAGUGGCCAGCUGCUAGAGGUUGUCACCAAUAUGAAACCGGAGCCGAGAGUCAUCCUGGACGUAGGAGCUCAGAUCCUUGAACUCACAAAUGAGCAGGUCGCCAAAGCGUGGCUGGAACUUCUCGAGGACCGCGACAAUAUUCAAGCGGCAGUGUUCUGCAACGACAAUGAUGACCUGACAGUCGUCGACAGGCAAGGUCGAAUUGAGCCUCUGAAAACAUCUCCGUUCGGGAAACAGAUGGAUGUCUGCGUCGUCUUCCUCGACGAAGCCCACUGCCGGGGUAUAAAUUUGUUACUACCGAAAUGGUUCCGAGCUGUGGUCACGCUGGGUGCGAAGGUGACGAAAGACCGAUUGACCCAAGCGUGCAUGAGAAUGCGCAAACUGGGCAAUGGGCAAACACUAGUGUUCUGCGUUCCCCACGAGAUAGAGCGAAGAAUCUGGACGCAAGAUCCUGACAUACAGCAUCAGAAGAUCGACAUCAAGGCCAUCCUUGCUUGGAUGAUCUCUGAAACAUGGCAGGAGAUGAAGCAGUCAAUGCCAGUAUGGGCUUCCCAAGGACGCCGGUUCGAACGUCAGCGGAUAUUGUGGGACCUGGCCAAAAGCCCCCAGGGACUCCAGAUGGACCAAGAUCUAGCACAGAAGUUCCUUGAGAAUGAGGCACAAACGCUAGAGUCGCGAUACCGGCCUUUCUACGUGCCACCACCAAGCAUCUCCGAGCUCCCGAUUACCAACGGCAGUUUGGAGCGAAUCGUGCAGCGCUGCCAUGAAUUCGGCGAUGUCACGAUGCAGACCGCUUCUUUGGAGGAGCAACAAGAAAGAGAAUUGAUGCCCGAGCUUGAGCAAGAACGCCAGGUAGAGAAGCGGACGAAUUUAGAGCCCGCGGGACACAGAAUACACCCGAGUGUGAGGAAGUUCAUCGAGACUGGCAGUCUUCCGCCCAAUGACAGCGGCUUCAUUUGGGCAUUUGAGAGCCUUGCAACCACAACGGCAGCGAACCACUUCAACGUCCGCGACUUCCCUCGAGGCAUCAGAGUCACCCAGGACUUUGCUUGCACCCUUCAAGGCGAUGCGCCUCGCGAGUCGGGUACAGAUGAAUACCAGCGGGAUGUGAGGUUUGUGCUCACGAGUUACAACGCCGCAAAGCGUGACAUUGUCAUGGUCAUCAUCAGCCCGUACGAAGCGGAAAGGUUGAUGACGCAAAUCCGCGCCUCCAAGCACGUCACUCUCCAUCUAUAUGCUCCAAAGCAAAACGAAAGUCACGACCCCAUCGACCUCAACGCGGCAGGCCUCUACCGGGUUUCUUCGGCACCGACAUACCCAAUCCCGAGGCGCCUCCUGAUUGAGCUCAAUUUAUUUGCCGGUCAGGUCUAUUUCCAGUCGUUCCAGGAGUAUGUCGACGUCUGUGACUUUUUAAACUUGAGCUGGGGAGACAGCGCAGAUGCAGAGGGAGCCGGCAUUGAUGGCUUCAUCGAGCCGCGAAAGCGAGUUCGGCCACAUUCAGGGCGGGCCAACUUCCCUCGCAGCCCCGUACAAUUCCUGCGAAUCUUAAUGUCCAAGAUCCGGCGGGAUGGAGGCAGUAUCAAUCGAACUCACGUGGGAAAGAUGCUCAAUGGGGUUCUGCUGACCGAGGAAGACUUUGCGCCUCGUCCGAAGCGCAAAGCUGAUGCCAUGGAGGACGUCUUGGACGAGAGCGCAAUGUUCAUCGAUGAGGAUGAUGAUGCCACGGUGGAUCCAGACGCUUAA
Purpureocillium takamizusanense is the source of this 2172-nucleotide messenger RNA. RefSeq lists its product as uncharacterized. Bases 1 to 2172 code for a protein of 723 amino acids. Lineage: Eukaryota; Fungi; Ascomycota; Sordariomycetes; Hypocreales; Ophiocordycipitaceae. The transcript has 2 exons. The record is from RefSeq and is a predicted model, not a curated record.